UGUGAGGGACCUAUAUUGUGAAAUUUUCCUGAAAUUCCCUAACUCGGAAGUACUUUCUUAGUGUUGCUGACGAGACACUGAUUCGUUUUACCUUAGACAGAACAACAUGGGGUCGAGGGCACCAGCAGCUACCGGCAGACUCCUGGUCGGCUUCCGUAAAUGGUACUACAAUGCGGCCGGAUUCAACAAAAUUGGUCUGUUGCGUGAUGACACGAUCCAUGAGGAUGGCGAUGUGAAAGAAGCCCUGCGGAGGCUCCCAGAGAAAGUGUACAAUGACAGGAUGUUCAGGCUCAAGAGAGCCCUGGACCUGUCCAUGAAGCAGGCAGUUCUGCCUAAGGAACAGUGGACUCAAUAUGAGGAGGAUGUACAUUACCUGGAGCCUUACCUGGAAGAGGUCAUCCGUGAGAGGAAAGAGGUUGAGGAGUGGUCGAAGAAAUGAGAUGAAUCUGGAGGGCUGCUGUUCCUUCUCUUUGGUCUGGUUUAUUGUUGUCCUCUGUUGUAAUGUUUAAAAUAAAGUUUACCCUAUGGGAAGACUGCUUAUUAAAAAUGUACAUUUUUGCAAAA
Messenger RNA from Oncorhynchus kisutch (coho salmon), 564 nucleotides. RefSeq names its product cytochrome b-c1 complex subunit 7-like. The record is from RefSeq and is a predicted model, not a curated record. The coding region runs from base 107 to 439 and encodes 110 amino acids. Gene Ontology annotation, cellular component: respiratory chain complex III. Gene Ontology annotation, biological process: mitochondrial electron transport, ubiquinol to cytochrome c. The transcript has 4 exons. NCBI's taxonomy places the organism in Eukaryota, Metazoa, Chordata, Actinopteri, Salmoniformes, Salmonidae.